UAGGUCGAGUCCUUGCCGGCUCCGCCGCCUCACCGAACGAUGCCUCCGCCUUCCCGCCUGCUGGCCCUCCUCACCGCCGGCAACCCGCCGCCGCUCCGCCUUCUCCUUCAGCUCCACGCGCACCUCCUCGUCUCCGGCCUCCUCUCCUCCCCAUCCCCCUUCGCUCCCCGUCUCGUCUCCGCCUUCGCACUCACCGAACUCGCCUCCCCGCGCCCGCUCCUCCACGCGCUCGCCCUCCUCGCAUCCCUCCCCUCCCCGCCGGACUCCGCGUCCCCCUACAACGCCGCCCUCCGCGCGCUCUCCCUCUGCCCGCACCCGCACCUCCUCGACCGCCACUGCCUCCCGCUCUACCGCGCCCUCCUCCGCUCCGGCUCCGCGAGGCCGGACCACCUCACCUUCCCCUUCCUCCUCAAGGCCUGCGCGCGCGUGCGGGAGCGCUUCUACAGCGGCGGCGCGGUGUGUGCGCACGUUACCAGGCUCGGCUUCAACUCGGACGUCUUCGUGGUGAACGCCGCUAUGCAUUACUGGUCUGUUUGUGGGUCCAUGGUGGACGCCCGCAAAUUGUUCGAUGAAAGUCCCGUGAGGGACGUUGUCUCGUGGAACACGCUCAUUGGCGGGUAUGUUCGGAGGGGUCUCCCUGGAGAGGCGCUGGAGGUGUUUUGGAGGAUGGCGGAGGAAGGAACAGGGAGGCCGGAUGAGGUCACGAUGAUUGGGGUCGUGUCAGGCUGUGCUCAGCUGGGUGAUUUGGAACUUGGGAAGAGGCUGCAUGAGUUUGUGGAGUGUAACGGGGUGAGGUGCACUGUGAGGCUGAUGAAUGCGUUGAUGGAUAUGUAUGUCAAGUGCGGUAGUUUAGAGCUGGCGAACUUGGUGUUUGAAAGGAUGGAUACCAGAACUGUAGUUUCUUGGACAACAAUGAUUGUUGGGCAUGCAAGGCUUGGGACGAUGGAUGAUGCACAGAAGCUGUUUGAUAAGAUGCCCGAAAGGGAUGCAUUCCCGUGGAAUGCUCUGAUGGCUGGUUAUGUACAGAGUAAGCAGGGCAAGGAGGCUAUUGCGUUGUUUCAUGAGAUGCAGGAAGCAAAGGUGGCCCCAAAUGAGAUCACAAUGGUCAAUCUACUAUCUGCUUGCUCUCAGCUCGGAGCAUUAGAAAUGGGGAUGUGGGUUCACCAUUACAUUGACAGACAUCAGCUUUCUCUUAGUGUUGCUCUUGGCACAUCUCUAGUUGACAUGUAUGCAAAGUGUGGCAACAUCAAGAAAGCCAUAUGUAUUUUCAAAGAGGUCCCAGAGAAAAAUGCUCUCACUUGGACAGCAAUGAUCUGUGGUCUGGCAAAUCAUGGGCACGCAAAUGAGGCCAUAGAGCACUUCCGGAGAAUGAUAGAGCUUGGAUUACAGCCGGAUGAGAUUACGUUCAUUGGGGUUCUCUCUGCAUGUUGUCAUGCUGGUUUGGUUGAAGAAGGUCGGGAAUUUUUCUCCCUAAUGGACUCAAAAUAUCACCUCAAGAGGAAAAUGAAACAUUAUUCAUGCAUGAUAGAUUUGUUAGGCAGAGCAGGGCAUUUAGAUGAAGCAGAAAAGCUAGCAAACACCAUGCCUAUGGAUCCUGAUGCUGUAGUUUGGGGUGCUCUCUUCUUUGCUUGUAGGAUGCAUGGUAAUAUCACUCUUGGUGAAAAGGCAGCAAUGAAAUUGGUAGAACUUGAUCCAAGUGAUAGUGGAAUCUAUGUGCUACUGGCUAAUAUGUAUGCGGAGGCAAACAUGAGGAAGAAGGCUGACAAAGUGAGGGCUAUGAUGAGACAUUUGGGAGUGGAGAAGGUUCCUGGAUGUAGUUGCAUUGAACUGAAUGGUGUAGUUCAUGAAUUUAUCGUGAAGGAUAAAUCACAUGUGGACACUAAUGCAAUUUAUGAUUGCUUACAUAAGAUCACGCUACAAUUAAGGCAUAACAUGAUCGACAUUUCAGCUACUGGCAUCAUAUAGCGUCGUUUUUUAGCCUAGAAACUGCUGGCCUAGCUCUGAGAUAUGGUAUGCUUGUUCUGUUCCACAACUCAAUCCUCUGAUGAAUUGUACCAGCUGGUCAGGCAAUGUGCUCAGAGAAGUGGAUUUUCUUAUGCUAAUCGAAAUUUGUGUCACCUCAAGAGCAUUUGUGGUCCUUUUGCAGCUUAACUGAGAUAAUGAUUUUGCAUGUUAAUGAAGAUAAUUAUGUCCAUGAUGGAUGCUCAAUGGAGCACAAUUUAUUAGAAGAACAGUGACAGAAGAGAGUAGCAACUUGCAAGCUGUGUGCCUGUAUAUUCAUAAGAUUAAGGAUGUUAGUAUGUUAUUGCCGCCGCAUGGAGCCACAUGCCAUAGUCUCAAAAGCAGCUCCGUUAUUGUCUUCCAACUACAACAGUUGCCUGCUGAUUGAGCUGUUGGAGGACCUCAAUAAGAUAUUAAUGAUGCUUUAGAUUCAAAUGGACAAUAUUCCCAAAUACAAGUGGCUGCAUCAUUGCUCGUUAAAUCAGGGACAAACCUCUUUUGAGAAGGAUGGCAUGAAAGGUUCCAGCAAACAAGUCAUGAGGUAGACAAGACCAACAGAAGUCUUCAUCACAGUUGUGCAACAAGGUGGAUCUUGUUUGUAAAGCUUCCAAAACUGACUCUCCUGCAUAUCCAGGAAAAGAUUAAGUGAACUCUGAGGUGGUUUAAUCAAUGCAUAAAGAUUCUCUGGAUAACAAGGCAUGAAGGCUUACUUGCAGGAGGUAUGAUGGAACCAUAUCCAGCUCCUGCAACAACAGUUCAGCAGUCAUGAGUUAAGAUGAUCAUACGGGAGAGACACAACAACUUCAGAGCACUGAUGCAUGCCAUGAUGAAUCUGAAAGCAUAUUCAAACCAGGACGCCCGAUUUGAGGUCCCUGGUGAUGCACCGAGGCUUGAGCCCUCCCUUGAGCCAAGCGUUGAUCACAUGGACGGCGUUCUGCGGAGGCCCCGUCGAUGUAGCUCUCCUGCUUCUCCUUAACAGAGUGCUUCAACAGCGUUAGCAAGUGAUAUGAAUACCAAAAGCAAGACUGGUUUACUGUAAUAAGCAAUUUUAGUUGGUUAAAUUUUAUUAGCAUCUGAUUACUAAGGUACAAGUUCGUACCAAAACUUACAUUACAGAAAACAGAAGAGAUAUAGCAGAUAUAGCAGAAGC
This is a messenger RNA of Panicum hallii, 3151 nucleotides long. RefSeq names its product pentatricopeptide repeat-containing protein At2g22410, mitochondrial. The transcript is spliced from 6 exons. Gene Ontology annotation, biological process: RNA modification. Gene Ontology annotation, molecular function: RNA binding; protein binding. NCBI's taxonomy places the organism in Eukaryota, Viridiplantae, Streptophyta, Magnoliopsida, Poales, Poaceae. The coding region runs from base 40 to 1965 and encodes 641 amino acids. The record is from RefSeq and is a predicted model, not a curated record.